Molecule: messenger RNA, 1605 nt
Organism: Prinia subflava (tawny-flanked prinia)
Lineage: Eukaryota; Metazoa; Chordata; Aves; Passeriformes; Cisticolidae
Gene: BMP4
Product: bone morphogenetic protein 4
Exons: 3
Coding region: 133-1380 (415 amino acids)
Biological process (GO): BMP signaling pathway
Cellular component (GO): extracellular region
Molecular function (GO): cytokine activity; growth factor activity
Source: RefSeq, a predicted model, not a curated record
GCGGGGCCGGCAGAAAACCGGGGCCGGCGGCGGCGGCGGCCGCACUGCGCCGGGCGGCGAUCGCGGGAGGCGCUCGGCAGCCGCUGCCCCGGGGCUUUCGGCGCGCUGGGUCCGGGCUGGCUCUCCAGAAUCAUGGACUGUGCUGAUAUGCCUUGCUUGCUAGACACCAUGAUUCCUGGUAACCGAAUGCUGAUGGUCAUCCUACUAUGCCAAGUCCUUCUAGGAGGUACUAACCAUGCUAGCCUAAUCCCUGAGACCGGCAGGAAGAAAGUGGCAGAGCUUCAGGGACAAGCCGGAUCCGGACGCCGCUCUGCCCAAAGCCAUGAACUCUUGCGGGGUUUCGAAACAACUCUGCUGCAGAUGUUUGGGCUUCGAAGGCGGCCUCAGCCCAGCAAGUCAGCCGUCAUUCCUAGUUACAUGCUGGAUCUCUAUCGACUCCAGUCCGGAGAAGAGGAGGAAAGCCUCCAGGAAAUUAGCCUGCAGUACCCUGAGCGAUCGACCAGCCGGGCAAACACCGUGAGGAGUUUCCACCAUGAAGAGCACCUGGAGACCGUCCCGGGUCCCAGCGAGGCGCCCCGCGUCCGCUUCGUCUUCAACCUCAGCAGCGUGCCGGAGAACGAGGUGAUCUCCUCGGCGGAGCUGCGGCUGUACCGGGAGCAGGUGGAGGAGCCGAGCGCGGCGUGGGAGAGGGGCUUCCACCGGAUAAACAUUUACGAAGUGAUGAAGCCGCUGUCGGAGCGCGCCCAGGCCAUUACGCGCCUGCUGGACACGCGGCUGGUGCACCACAACGUGACGCGCUGGGAGACCUUUGAUGUGAGCCCGGCCGUGAUCCGGUGGACCAAGGACAAGCAGCCGAACCACGGGCUGGUGAUCGAGGUCACCCACCUCCACCACACACAGACUCAUCAGGGCAAACACGUCAGGAUUAGCCGAUCUUUACCUCAAGGGCGCGGGGACUGGGCGCAGCUCCGGCCGCUCCUGGUCACUUUUGGGCACGACGGGCGAGGCCACGCUCUGACCCGCAGGGCCCGCCGGAGCCCCAAACACCAGCGUUCCCGCAAGAACAAAAAAAACUGCCGCCGCCAUGCCCUCUAUGUGGAUUUCAGCGACGUGGGCUGGAACGACUGGAUCGUGGCACCCCCGGGCUACCAGGCGUUUUACUGCCACGGGGACUGCCCCUUCCCUCUGGCUGACCACCUCAACUCCACCAACCACGCCAUCGUGCAGACGCUGGUGAACUCCGUGAACUCCAGCAUUCCCAAGGCCUGCUGCGUGCCCACGGAGCUCAGCGCCAUCUCCAUGCUCUACCUGGAUGAGUAUGACAAGGUGGUCCUGAAAAACUACCAGGAGAUGGUGGUGGAGGGGUGCGGGUGCCGCUGACCCCCUUCCCCGCCGCCCUCUCCUCCCCUUCUCUCUCCCUCCCGUCCCACCCCAGAACUGCUUGCUAUAGCUGGACUCUUCUCUAAACUAAACGUUCACCUUGACCUUAUUUAUGACUUUAUGUGCAAAUGUUUUUGACAAUAAUGAUCAUAUAUUUUGACAAAAUAUAUUUAUAACUACGUAUUAAAAGAAAAAAAUAAAAUGAGUCAUUAUUUUAAAGGUAAA